This is a messenger RNA of Homalodisca vitripennis (glassy-winged sharpshooter), 1568 nucleotides long. RefSeq lists its product as uncharacterized. NCBI's taxonomy places the organism in Eukaryota, Metazoa, Arthropoda, Insecta, Hemiptera, Cicadellidae. The transcript is spliced from 7 exons. Bases 146 to 1516 code for a protein of 456 amino acids. The record is from RefSeq and is a predicted model, not a curated record.
UAAAUUACAGUGUUAUGUUUACGUUAUUGAGCUUAAAUUAAAUUAAAACUUGAUUCAGCAUAUUUGUUACAUGCAAGAUUAUUUAUUUGUUACUACAAUUUUAUUUUCGUAACACAAAACUGAGUAUUGCGCUUAAUAAGUAAACAUGGAAAGACUCUCAAUAUUGAGCGAUGGACGUCGGCGCAAGAAGAAAAGUGUAAGAAGGGAGCAGAUGAGUGGCAAGCACAGAUUCCGAGCGUUGGUGAGGAUGGUGCUCAAUCAUCGGCCUUGGCUCGUGGAGCUGGACCGAGUUGGACUGGGGGUGGACGCCACUAUCAUGAAGAAUGUGUUAAUGAUAGACGUCAUCACACGGGAGAAGUACCAGAGCCUCACUCUCGCGAACAAGUCGUUGUUGAGGAAAGACGCAUCGCUACGCACAGAAGAAGACAUCGAGAGUCUCUAUAAAGUCAUCGGCAAUCUCAAGUGCUUUAGACGCUAUCCUGAGAACGUACGGAAAGAGUUGGUGGCCUCGACGUACUUCGAGUAUUUCGGCCCGGACCGGGUGAUCGUGAAGCAGGAGCACGAGUCCACGUUCCUAGGGUUCGUGCUGCGCGGCGAGCUGGAGGUCACCUACACCAAGAUGGACCCAGUGUUCGGGAAACUGGUGACGGAAGUAACUUCACACUUGUUCCCCGGGGACGUGUUCGGUGAGGUGUCUCUGCUCCACAACGUACCCCGUACCGACACCGUUACCUCCCUAACCGCCGUCGAGUUGCUGAUCCUGAAGAAGGAUGACUUCGACCGCGUGCUGAAGGCGUCUAUGAAGAAGCAGUGGGACGAGAUUAGUAGCGCCUUGAAGCAGUUUCCGUACUUCGACAACUGGACCGACGUGGCCACCAGGGAGUGCUGUAUGCUGUCCGACACGAUGGCCUACUCUCCGCAGGACAUUAUACUCGGCAAGGGAGUGGGAAAGCUGACCUCUGCCCACUUCGUGUUGAAGGGUACGUGCAGCAUGGUGCAGCGGUUGAGGAUACGAGAUACGCCGGACGGCCCCAGGCUGCAGCACAAGGACGUCCCGGACAUAUACCUGGGAGACCCGGACCAGCCUCGGCGAAUGCGAAGAAAGCCCAGUAGAAGGGACUCGGACAUUGGCAUUCGACCACUCUUCAUGCAGGUCUGCCUCUUCACAAAAGGCGGCUGCUUCAACCUCGGAGAGUCGCUGGCAGAGCGCACAAUCCUGGCCGACACCGAUGUCACUGUGCUGCGCAUCCCGCUGUAUCUGCUGAGGCAGCACAACAUUGCCAACAUUUGGCACCGCAUCCGCCAGUUCCUGGAGUCACGCUUGUCCAGUGAACAGGAGCUAUUCCAGAGGUACCUGGAGUCCCGCAGGUGGGAGAAGUACAAGAAAGAUGUGUUCUCCUCCUACAGGAACCCCAACACCCUGAAUGACACCACUAUCCACGACACCCCCUACUACUGGAGAGUCUUGGACCUGGAGAUGUGUGGGGACGAACCGUGCAACGUUGACCACAUCUGACUUCUAACAAAUUUUCCGUGUAGAUACCAAAUUAAAGUUAGUUUUUGACCAA